AUGGUUCUCGCCAUGCUGGGGGCUCUGUAUCCCAGGGCUGGGCUGAGCCUCUUCCUCCUCUACCUCGUCCUGGCUGCUGCCCUCCUCCGCCCCCAGCCGCUGAGGCCUCAGCUAUCUGUCCCUGAAGAACUUUCAGCCCCUCUGGAACUCUCGCAGCCACUUUCGGGCCUAGUGGAUGACUAUGGGGUUCGACCCAAGCACCCCUGGCCGCGAGGGCCUCGACCCCUUCUCUCCCGGGCCCAGCAGCGCAAGCGGGACGGGCCGGACAUGGCUGAGUAUUACUACGACGCACCCCUGUGA
Messenger RNA from Neomonachus schauinslandi (Hawaiian monk seal), 300 nucleotides. RefSeq names its product chromosome 11 C11orf94 homolog (gene FREY1). NCBI's taxonomy places the organism in Eukaryota, Metazoa, Chordata, Mammalia, Carnivora, Phocidae. The record is from RefSeq and is a predicted model, not a curated record. The transcript is spliced from 3 exons. Bases 1 to 300 code for a protein of 99 amino acids.